Molecule: messenger RNA, 368 nt
Organism: Cladocopium goreaui
Lineage: Eukaryota; Dinophyceae; Suessiales; Symbiodiniaceae
Source: the annotation of a GenBank genome assembly
GGGCAGGGUCCCAGGGAUCAGCAUCAUUGCUGUAGCCAUGGACGCAAAAGCUCGUACUUCACCCGGAACGCCGAUCACCACACAUGUUUUGAACACUGCCACUGGUACUCCGGCCUCCGGUCUCCGAGUACGCCUGAAACAGAGCUGUGGGAAGGAGCAAGGCGAGUUAGGCGAGUUGCAAUGGAAGACCAUCCAGGAGUCAGUGACCGCCCAAGACGGCCGUGCGGGCGCGUUGUCUGAGGGGUUAACCUUGCAAGCUGGCGAGAUUUUUGAGCUCCACUUUGAGACCACGGAGUACUUCCAGAGCCAAGGCUCCCCGUGCUUCUACCCGUUCGUGAAGGUUGUUUUCACCAUUCAGGAGCCCCAGU